This is a messenger RNA of Cavia porcellus (domestic guinea pig), 2974 nucleotides long. RefSeq names its product cell division cycle associated 7 (gene Cdca7). Gene Ontology annotation, cellular component: nucleus. The record is from RefSeq and is a predicted model, not a curated record. The transcript has 10 exons. The coding region runs from base 367 to 1665 and encodes 432 amino acids. Gene Ontology annotation, biological process: regulation of DNA-templated transcription. NCBI's taxonomy places the organism in Eukaryota, Metazoa, Chordata, Mammalia, Rodentia, Caviidae.
UUGGGGCCGUCCCUGUUGCGUGCGCGCAGCGCGGAGGGAGGAGAGCUGCUCGCGGCUGGGUGGCAGCGCGGGGGAUCCAGGCACGUGCGUCCGCUUUGCACGUGCGCUUGCCUGGCGGCGCCCGGGGAUGUCCCGGAGCCAGACAGCGCGGCCGCACACCCCGCUCAAGCGCACAGGGGAUGCUCCAGGGACGCAGAGCCCCUGCGGCUGCUCCCAACCGCCGAGGGUCUUGCAGACGCCUUUCUGUGGGACGUGGGCUGUGCACUGAGGGGAGGAGGUGUACUUUUAGUCCCACGUGUUGCAGAAGCCCAGCUGAAGCCCCAGCAAAAGGAUCUCAGAGUGAAGAACGUAAAGAAAUUCAGAUAUAUGAAGUUGAUUUCCAUGGAAACAUCGUCAUCCUCUGAUGACAGUUGUGACAGCUUUGCUUCUGAUAAUUUUGCAAACACAAAAUCUAAAUUCAGGUCAGAUAUCAGUGAAGAACUGGCAAAUGUUUUUUAUGAGGACUCUGAUAAUGAAUCUUUCUGCGGCUUUUCCGAAAGUGAGGUACAAGAUGUGUUAGACCAUUGUGGAUUUUUACAGAAACCAAGGCCAGAUGUCACUAGCGAACUGGCCAGUAUUUUUCAUGCCGACUCUGACGAUGAAUCAUUUUGCGGUUUCUCAGAGAGUGAGAUACAAGAUGGAAUGAGACUGCAGGCAGCCCGAGAGGGCUGCAGGACCCGCAGCCAGGGUAGACUCUCUGGCCCUCUCAGGGUGGCCAUGAAGUUUCCAGUGCGAGUGCAUAGCACCAGGGCGACAACCAACAAAAAGCCAGCACCCCCCAAACCUCCAGAGAAUUCUGACAUCAUUUCCAUCUCCGAUUCAGAAGACGAAAGUGGCGUGAACUUUCUGGAAAAAAGGGCCUUAAAUAUAAAGCAAAACAAAGCCAUGCUUGCAAAACUCAUGUCAGAAUUAGAAAGUUUUCCUGGCUCAUUCUCUGGAAGACCAUCUGUCCCGGGCCCCAGAUCACUGUCGAAGACUCCCAGGAGGCGCACAUUCCCACGAAUGGCUGCCAGGAGGAACCCAGAGCGCAGAGCUCGGCCGCUUACCAGGUCCAGGUCUCGGAUCCUGGGGUCUCUGAGUGCUCUCCCCACUGAGGAGGAGGAAGAAGAGGAAGACGAUAAGUACAUGCUCGUGAGGAAAAGGAAGGCCUUGGAUGCAUUGGACGAUGACAUGCCCAGAAGUCGCCGCCCGGGAUCCAUGACCCUUCCACAUAUAAUUCGUCCAGUAGAAGAAAUCACAGAGGACGAGUUGGAGAACAUCUGCAGCAACUCCCGAGAGAAGAUCUAUAACCGCUCGCUGGGUUCUACUUGCCAUCAGUGCCGUCAGAAAACUAUUGAUACCAAAACAAACUGCAGGAACCCAGACUGCUGGGGCAUUCGUGGCCAGUUCUGUGGCCCUUGCCUUCGGAAUCGCUAUGGGGAGGAGGUCAGGGAUGCACUGCUGGACCCGGACUGGCACUGCCCACCUUGUCGGGGGAUCUGUAACUGCAGUUUCUGUCGCCAGCGAGAUGGACGGUGUGCAACUGGGGUCCUUGUGUAUUUAGCCAAAUACCAUGGCUUUGGGAAUGUGCAUGCUUACUUGAAGAGUCUGAAACAGGAGUUUGAAAUGCAAGUACAUAAUACCUAGAAGACUGGCUGCCUGCUUUCCACAGCCCACAUUUUCCUAGUUGAAAUUUCCAGUUCUUUCAUUGAUUGAAACCUGAGUUAAGAAUCAUUGUGAUGGUCAGUUUAAUAGAACACUCAGAUCAGGUUAAUCCCAGUAGAUUUGCAGGUGCUUCUAGAACAUCAUGGAAGGUGGUUUGCUAGUGACGCCUUGCCCUCUUUGCCACUUCUCUGUGUCCUCUGCCCCCACCUCAUAGUGUCUCCUCUAUUUCCAUCUGCCACUUAAGUACCCAGAUUUUUUUUUUUUUUUAAUUUGUGUGUGUGUUUUAUGUGUGUGUGGUGCUCGGGGUGGAAUCCAGGCCCUUGCACAUGCUAGGUAAGUGCUGUGUCACUGAGCCACAUCCCCAGCCCUCAAAUUCUUUUUCAAAGAUGAUUACUAGUGUAUAUUUGAUUUAAUGCAUGUUGAUGUAGCUUUGGAACCUUCCCAUAAACCCAAGCACUUAGAAGCAUAGAAGUGUUAACUCAAUGUUCUGGUGGAUGUCAGAGAUGAGCUUUCUAGCUUGUUUAUACAGAAACAAUGGGUAUAACUGAGUUCACCCUGGUUGACUUCUUAACAGAAUCAAGGCACCCAGGUCUUAAGACUAUGUGAAAAAGUUAGGUAAUUGUUGCAAAGUGGAGUGUGUUUCUUAAGAUGCCUCUCGGAAGAGCACAGAAUGCCCCACAGUUGUGGUUUGGUUGCCGAGGUCUAGGUGACUUACACAGUCAGUCUUCCAGAGGUUGUGGGCAGUAUUAUGCUGUGCUACUUAAAAUUACUGUGGAAAAGACAUUCUGGGGGAAUUUGGAUGGUGAAAAAUUCAGUAACUGGCUGAUAGGAAUCCUUAGCAUGAGAGGUUAGAAUCUUGGUAUUAAUGACUAGUCUGGUUUUUAUGGUGCCUUAAAAUUAUCCCUGCCAGUUCCUGUGUAAAGGGUUGAGAUUUUAAGCACUUUUGUAACAGUAAGUGCCUUUUUGGAGAUGGUACCUUUCAACAGUUUGUUAACACAGUGUCUUCCAGUUUUGCCUCUGGGCCUAUUUCGCAUCAUCAAUCCCCUGCCCUUCGUAUUAAGUUGGUCCACGCGUCCAGUUCCCCGCCUGUGUAGCUGUUGCUCUGCUGUUGAGCGACAGCUAAUUAGACCUUCGGACAAUGAGUGUAAAUACUGCUUUUGAUCUGUAAUACUUUUACACAAAGGUUUUUAUUUUAAUAAUGUUUUUGUUUUAACUUGUCUGCUUUUUAAAAUACUGAAUCUUACAAUCUAUAUUUUUCCUUGUAUUUCAAUAAAAGGCUGUUUCUACCUUU